AAAAGGCUAAAAAAUUAGGCGCUCUCUGCCAGAGUGCUUUCAACGCGAUAUAAAUAUAACUAGGGCAAAGGUUUGCUCCUCCAUCAUCGACCUUCAACCAAUUCCAUGUACGCUGGAGGUUGUGGCUCUUCUCGUCUACUCGGUUUCUCCUAUCAAACUCGACGACAGCGGCAGUAGCUGAGGCCGUCGUUUGACCUGCCGGUGCGAUCUACCUCUUCGUCGAUCGCGAUCAAUCCGAAGAGAACAAGACGUUAUCAGAAUCCGAAGUCUAUUAUUGAAUGCAGGGUUUGGGAGUAUUCGGUUGUGUGUUUACAUAGGUAUAGGAACUUGGCAUUCACAAUUUUGGUGCGUUCUUGUUCAGAAAGCUUGGUCUAGAAUAUGUCAAGUAAGAAAGAAGAGAAAGCUCAGGCUGCAGCUGAAAGAAUCAAGGCUGCAGCCUUGAGUGCAGCAAAAGGUCUUAGUAGAGCUCAGGCAGAGAGAGCUGCUGCAGCCGCAGCCCGAAAUGUUAAUGCGUAUGGGCAGAAAGAGGAAGGACCUAGCAGAUGGCAGGAGAAAAGAGAAGCAAAGAGACAAAUGUACUUGAUGAGUACUGAAAAGGCAGUGAGAUUGGGUGAACGAAAAGACCUCAAGGCUAAUAUGUCUAACAUUGGUGGGGCGGUCUCCCAAUGCCAAAAGUGUUUUCAACCUGGACACUGGACAUAUGAGUGCAAGAAUGAACGGGUUUAUAUCUCAAGGCCCUCGCGGACCCAGCAAUUGAAGAAUCCGAAAUUGAGGAUGAAGGCAGCAAUCUCAUUAGAUUUAGAUAGUCGAGACAGUAAGGAGGAGAAGAGUGAAAAACAGUCGAAGAAAAGCAAAAGGAAGCAUCAACCAGAUUCUGAUUCUGGCAGUGACAGUGAGGCUUCAGUUUUUGAGACUGAUAGUGUAUCAUCAUCAGUCACAGGAUCUGAUGAUUCUUCAGAGGAGAGUAGUUCGGGUUACAGUUCAUCUGAUUCAGAGGACAGGAGACGUAGGAGGAGGAAGAAGAAGCAAAAGAGGGGGAGGCGUCGAAGAUACAGCUCAUCGUCUGAGUCGUCUGAUUCAGACUCGGCAUCAGAAUCUGAUUCCGAUUCAGAUGAUAAAAGCAGCAGGAGGAAGAGCAGGAGGCACAGCAGAAAGCGUUAACUUGUCAAAAGCAUGGAGGAGAAGGGAAAGGGGAAGGAUCUACGGCUUAAGACAAGUUUAUUGAGCUGCACUCCGAUGAAUGCUCACGGAUUUACCGGCCAGGCCUGGAUGUUUAAAUUUGCUAGUUUGAUGUUUCUUUUUGACUGUUUGUAUCAUGUUGAAAUUUUACUGUACUAUUUCUAGUUUUCCCGCUAAAACUAUGGGGCUCGGCUUGAUGCAUGCUGGGCCCGUCAGUAAAUAAAGGGCCUGUGCUGUGUCAGGGUCAAAAAGAUAAUUAAGGCCUGUAACUCAAUGACCUGUCAUGUUAUGGGCGUUUGUUUAGAUAGCUGUUCAUUUGAGGUCAUUUGUCCAAGCCCAUCAAGUUUGUUUUAGGCCUGAAAGUUGAAAUUCGGUCCACUGUUAAUUGUUUGGGCGGGUCCAUUCAGUAAUACUGCGCAAAUUAAUAUA
Molecule: messenger RNA, 1608 nt
Organism: Ziziphus jujuba (common jujube)
Lineage: Eukaryota; Viridiplantae; Streptophyta; Magnoliopsida; Rosales; Rhamnaceae
Exons: 2
Coding region: 379-1161 (260 amino acids)
Source: RefSeq, a predicted model, not a curated record